Molecule: messenger RNA, 939 nt
Organism: Anopheles coustani
Lineage: Eukaryota; Metazoa; Arthropoda; Insecta; Diptera; Culicidae
Gene: mRpL46
Product: large ribosomal subunit protein mL46
Exons: 2
Coding region: 63-866 (267 amino acids)
Cellular component (GO): mitochondrial large ribosomal subunit
Molecular function (GO): structural constituent of ribosome
Source: RefSeq, a predicted model, not a curated record
ACAUUGCGACAAAAUUGAGAAUUUUGGACGUGAUCUUCAGCAAAACUAAAUUUUCUGAUAUAAUGAGGUUUUUGGUAAACCCGGUAGCAACACAGGUUGCAAGGUUGCUAGUGAGUAGAUCGUUUUCAGCGCAAGUCAACGCGGCAACCCCACAAUCAGAACAAAAAUGGGACCUCUAUGCAGGAGUGCUCGUCGAAAGGUUACCGAUCGUGACGAAAACACUAGAACCCCUCGAGACCAAAUUUAAGGCUAUGCUUGAUCAGAUCGAAUUGGAGAAAAGCUUGAAAUCCAAUCAUGAGUUACGGAAAGAAACUGAAAAGCGUCAGCUGGAACUGCUCAAAGCCGGCAAAAUCGACCUCGAUUCUGAGGCACUGAAGCAAACCGCUCAGGAUCUUGAAGAUGCUUACAAUGAUGAAUUAGCAAAGUUUUAUCCAGCUCCCCGGACGACGGAAGCUGAUAAGAAAAAUGAUAUCCGCUCACUCGAUCGCAAACUGGAAGAAACCCUCGUUCUGCUGGUAGAGCAAAAGCUGGGAAAUAAAAGCCAUUACCUGCUGCCCCAAGGCCGGCAUAAGGCUGGCGAAUCAAUGCGACAAACAGCAGAGCGUACCCUGAAAGAGCACUGUGGCGAUGCACUUCAGGUCACUUUCUAUGGCAACGCUCCGGUCGGCUUCUACAAGUACAAAUAUCCAUCAUCUUCGCGAACUGAAACGGUUGGUGCAAAAGUGUUCUUUUUCCGCAGCGUGCUUAAGCAAGGCAGUGGGAAUAUUGCAGAUAGUAAGCUAAAAUAUCAAUGGAUGAGCCAAAAAGAAUUACAGCAACAAUUACAACAAGCAUACUAUCAAAGUGUUGCACAAUUUCUACUAUAACUUACCAUAGCAAUGAACCGUUCCACUGAGACAGUGCGAUAGUAAAUACAAACUGUUAAUUAGAUUGUAAAUC